Molecule: messenger RNA, 2019 nt
Organism: Erythranthe guttata (spotted monkey flower)
Lineage: Eukaryota; Viridiplantae; Streptophyta; Magnoliopsida; Lamiales; Phrymaceae
Source: RefSeq, a predicted model, not a curated record
AAAAAAAAACUCACAUCAAUGGCGCUUUCCAAGCUCUCAUUUCUCAACCACCUCGCCAAAACCCUAACGAAACCCCACCGUUUCCAGUCCCACGCGCCACCAUCCACCUUCAUCCCCGUCCGCCUCUUCUCCUUCGCUACCCCGGAGGAGGCCGCCGCCGAGCGCCGAAAACGCAAACGCCGCCUCCGCAUCGAGCCCCCGCUCUCCGCCCUUCGCCACAACCAACACCAACAGCAGCAACAACAGCCACCCCGUCCUUCUCCAUCCUCGGCCCCGCAAAACCCUAACGCCCCCAAAAUUCCCGAACCCGUCUCCGCACUCUCCGGCAACCGCCUCAAUCUCCACAACCGCAUACUCAAGCUCAUCCGCGAGAAUGAUCUCGAAGAGGCGGCGCUCCUCACGCGCCACUCCAUUUACUCCAAUUGCCGCCCCACCAUCUACACCUGCAAUGCAGUUAUGGCCGCGCAGCUACGGCAAUCCAAAUACGCCGAGCUCCUCUCCCUCCACAGGUUCAUCACACAAGCCGGCGUUGCUGCCAAUGUCGUAACCCACAAUCUCCUCCUCACUGUUUAUCUCGAUUGCCGGAAAACGGAUUUAGCCCUAGAGCAAUACAAGCAGCUAAUUAGCGAUGCCCCCUUUAACCCCUCCCCCACUACUUACCGCAUCCUAAUUAAAGGGUUAGUCGAUAAUCAGCAAAUUGAAAAAGCCCUCGAACUUAAGGAGGAGAUGGCGACAAAGGGUUUCAAACCAGAUCCCACAAUCUAUUCAUAUUUGAUGUUGGGGCAAGCAAAGAAUUCGAAUGCUGAAGGAAUUUUUGAGCUGUAUGAGGAAUUGAAGGAGAAAAUGGGGACCGAAGAUAUUUUAGAUGGGGUGAUUUAUGGGAAUUUGAUGAAAGGGUAUUUCUUGAAAGGAAUGGAAACAGAGGCAAUGGAGUUGUAUAAUAAGGUUCUCGGUGAAGGUUCGAACAUUAGCAUGAGUGCUGUUGCAUAUAACUAUGUCUUAGAGGCAUUGAGCAAGAAUGGCAAGUUUGAGGAGGCGUUGAAUUUGUUUGAGAGGAUUAAAAACGAGCACGACCCUCCCAAGAAAUUGAGUGUGAAUUUGGGGAGUUAUAAUAUUGUAGUAGAUGGGUAUUGUGCGAAUAAGAAAUUCAGCGAUGCCAUUGAAGUAUUCAAUAGUAUGGGUGAUAAAAGGUGCAGUCCCGAUACUUUAUCGUACAACGUGUUGAUUGAUCAGUUAUGCAACAACGACAAGUUGGCUGAGGCAGAGGAGCUCUACAAGGGGAUGGCUGAUAAGAAGGUAAGUCCAGACGAGUACACCUUUGUAACCCUAAUGGAUGCUUGCUUUAAGGAGAAUAGGCCAGAUGAUGCAGCUCAAUACUUUAGGACAAUGGUCGAGUCCAAGUUGAGGCCAAACUUAGGUGUCUAUAACAGGGCGGUGGAGGGUUUGGUUAAAGUUGGAAAAGUUGACGAGGCAAAGUCAUUCUUUGAUUUGAUGGUGCCGAAGCUAAGGAUGAAUGAUGAUGCGUACAAGUUUAUAAUGAGUGCAUUGUUUGAGAAUGGAAAACACGAUGAAGUGAUGAAGAUUGUUGAUGGUAUGUUGAGGGAGGAUCCAAACGACUUCACCGAUGAGGUGGAGGAAUUUGUUAGAGAAGGGCUGAGGAAGGUAGGGAGAGAAGACGAGGUCACGAAUCUUAAACUGGAUAUAGAGAGAGAAAAAGCAGAAGCUGCUGCUAAAGUUGCUGAAGAAGCGGAGAGAGCUAAGGCCAGUGCUAGGGCUGCAGUUGCUUCUCUUUUGCCAUCGAAGCUUUUGGGGAACAAAGAUAGUGAGAUUAAGGAUGGUGAAGAGGAGUCAGUGGAGGCUGCCAUCGGUGAUGAUGUAGCAGAAGAAGAAUCGCUGGAGAAGGCGACGGUGUAAGUUACGCAGUCUUUGAUGAUGUGCAGCCACUUGAUGUGUACUUUUUUCGAUUAUGUUAUGAAUGCGGUUUCAAGUCUUGGAAUGAAGAGAAUAAUCUGUUUCGAA